This is a messenger RNA of Gastrolobium bilobum, 1666 nucleotides long. Its product is annotated as OVARIAN TUMOR DOMAIN-containing deubiquitinating enzyme 12-like. Gene Ontology annotation, biological process: protein deubiquitination. The record is from RefSeq and is a predicted model, not a curated record. Lineage: Eukaryota; Viridiplantae; Streptophyta; Magnoliopsida; Fabales; Fabaceae. Gene Ontology annotation, molecular function: cysteine-type deubiquitinase activity. The transcript is spliced from 11 exons. The coding region runs from base 389 to 1402 and encodes 337 amino acids.
UGCCGCCCAUUGCUUCAAAAUACAAAACAGUGAAGAAGAAGAAGAAGGUGUUAACCUUUAACGGCGUGGGGAACUGUAUAUAAACGCGUGAAGUGCGCCUUUAUUUUUAAUCCCUAUUUUCUGAGCAUAAAUAUUCAAUGCAUCAUCCUUCAUCUAUUGCAAUUGCACCUUCCAUGUGAAAACAGUGAUUUCUGAAACCCCUUGUUGUGUUUGUUGUGUCUCUUGCACUUUUUCUUUCUUAUGAACAAAGAGACUUUGAGGAUUGUCUGAAUUGAGUUGGUGCUGAAUCCAAGCUUAUUUUGGCCGGUCUAUUCUUGCUGGUGCGGAAUCAUUUCAGCAUUGUCUGGAAUAAGACUUUCAGAUUCCUUGUCAAGUUUAAUACUUAAAGAUGGUUUUAAAUGAGCAUUCAGACGUUGGUCAGUGGGCUAUUAAUCUUUUUGACGGUUACCCUGGUUAUAGUCCUGGAUACUAUAGUGAUAUAAUUCAACAUGAUACUGAAGAUGUCUAUAAUGGACAGUACUUCCAUAGCCAUCAUGAUCCCGAAUGUAACCAAGUAGAGAAUGAUGAGAUCAUUGCACGGACUCUUCAAGAAGAGUUUUCCCAGCUAGAGAUUGCUGAGUGUUCAAGGUAUUCACAGGCAGAUGAAGAACAUUUCCGUGUUUCUGAGCCUGCAUAUGAUUGGCAUAACACAUCGAUGAUGAACUAUUGUUCAGGAGGUCAUGAUUAUGCCCUCGAAAGAGUUGAUGACAUAGAACCUUCUAGUUCAUGUUGUUGUACUUGCGAAACGGGGGAAUGCUCAUUGGAGUUUACCGGCCAUUAUCCACUUGAUGAUGAAAUCGGGAGGAGAUUGAGUCAGAUGAUUCCAACUCCUCAUGUUCCAAAAAUUAAUGGAGAAAUUCCUUCAAUUGAUGAAGCAACUUCAGAUCAUCAAAGGCUUUUGGAUAGACUGCAGUUAUAUGACUUUGUGGAGCAUAAGGUACAAGGUGAUGGUAAUUGUCAGUUCCGUGCAUUAUCUGAUCAAUUGUAUAACACACCUGAUCACCACAUGUUUGUGAGACGACAAGUUGGGGACCAGCUGAAGUCUCACCCCGAGAUUUAUGAGGGAUAUGUUCCCAUGGAAUAUGGCGAAUAUUUGGAAAAGAUGUCUAAGAGUGGUGAAUGGGGCGAUCAUGUCACUCUUCAAGCAGCUGCAGAUUUGUAUGGUGCGAGAAUAUUUGUGAUGACUUCUUUCAAGGACACCUGUUGCAUAGAGAUUCUUCCUCAUUUUGAGAAGCCAAAAGGAGUGAUUUUCCUAAGUUUUUGGGCAGAGGUGCAUUACAACUCCAUCUAUCCUCAAGGAGGUAUACCUUCAAGUGAGUCAAGAAAGAAGAAAAGGUGGUGGAGCUUUGGGAGUAAGCAUUAAGAGUGGGGGCAGCCUUGAGAGCACCAAUUUUCAACCUGCACAAGUUCCCAAAUUUUUGGUGCUUCUGCAUUUUGGAUCAUUGAAUUCAGAAGCAGGGAUACCAAACUUUUGGGGUUGAAUUGCCCUUAAUUUAUAUUUCCAUUUUUUUUUUCUGGUCAUUUUUGUAUGCUUAAUUUGAUUUUCCCUUUUACUAAUUAUAAAUCUGGGUAUGCUGACCCAGUUACACCCCAGUGACAUUUUGGAUGCUAUUUUAUUUGUUAAAAA